AUGGCGGCAGCGCUCUUGUCAAACAGGAGAUUCGAUAAAUUAUUAAAUAAUCAUGUUAAAUAUAUAAAAGCGUUUUCAAAUAAAUCAGUGAUUCUAAACAAGCCACAGUUCAAUAUAAUUUGUCAGCAAUGCGCUGCCGCAACCUACUUCAGGUUUUAUUCUUCACAAACGCCAAGCAAUGCUGGACAAGAUUCGGCAAAGAAUGUUUUGGCGGCGGUUUUGGCUAAUAAGCCCAAAACUGGAAAAAUUCCUGUUGGGAUCCAAAAGAGAGACUGCUUUCACCCAGGCGCAUCUGUUUUGUCCCGAGAAGAUAUAAACCUUGGAGAUGCUAAACCGGUGACGGGGACUGAUAUGGUGAGGGGCAUGCUGGAGUAUGUAUGGCCUAAGGAUAAUCAGAUGAUACGAAACAGAGUUAUGCUAUCUCUCUCACUCCUUUUCGGCGCAAAAGUGAUGAAUGUGACUGUACCCUUUCUGUUCAAAUACGCGGUGGACGAAGUUAAUCAGAUGACAGUGACUCCGGCUGGUGAUGCGCUGCUAGGAAUGGCGACGGUGCCUCAAGCUUUGGGAACAACUGCCUUCAGUAUGUUAGUAGGAUACGGUCUCGCCCGAGCAACAGCGGCUGGUUUCAACGAGUUAAGGAACGCGGUGUUUGCGAAAGUGGCCCAACACUCCAUCAGGAAGUUAGCCUGUAAUGUAUUCAUGCAUAUACACAACUUGGACCUGAGCUUCCACCUCGGCAGGCAGACUGGGGCAUUAUCAAAGACGAUAGAUCGCGGCUCCCGGGCCAUAAACUUCGUUCUAUCGGCAAUGGUUUUCAAUAUAGUGCCUACUAUAUUUGAACUAGCUCUCGUGUCUUCUAUACUCGGUAUCAAAGGGGGGCUGGCUUUUGCAGGCGUGGCGUUUAGCUGCGUAGGCGUGUACGCGGCCUUCACCCUGGCCGUCACGCAAUGGCGAACGAAGUUCCGAGUGUACAUGAACAAAGCGGAGAACGAAGCUGGUAAUAAGGCCAUCGACUCGCUCAUCAACUAUGAGACUGUUAAGUAUUUCAGCAACGAGGAGUACGAGCUGCGCAAGUACGACGCCAGCCUCAAGAGGUACGAGGACGCGUCGCUGAAGACCGCGUCCAGCCUGGCGCUGCUGAACUUCGGCCAGCACGCCAUCUUCAGCGCCGGCCUCAGCGCCAUCAUGAUCAUGGCUGCCAAUGAGAUUGCUCAGGGUAAUAUGACGGUGGGCGACCUGGUGAUGGUGAACGGGUUGGUGUUCCAGCUGUCCAUACCGCUGGGGUUCCUGGGCUCCGUGUACCGCGAGGUGCGCCAGGCUCUCGUGGACAUGCAGACCAUGUUCACACUCAUGACUGUGCAGCCACGAGUCAAGGAAAAAGAGCAAGCACGUAGAUUGAUAGUGGACGCGAAAACGGCAACCAUCGACUUCAAGGACGUUAGCUUCAAAUACAUCAACGGGAAGCCGAUCUUCAACAACCUGACCUUCAGCAUUCCCGCGGGGAAGAAGAUCGGCAUUGUUGGAGGCUCGGGCAGCGGUAAAUCGACAAUGGUGCGUCUUCUAUUCCGAUUCUUCGAGCCACAGUCUGGACAGAUAACGAUUGCGGGACAGAACAUCAAGGACCUAGACUUGGCCAGCUUGAGGAGGGCCAUUGCCAUCGUACCACAGGACUGCGUGCUGUUUCACGACUCGAUAUACCACAACCUGCAUUACGGAGACCUGAGCAAGUCCCAGGAGGAGGUGUUCCAGGCGAGCAAAAUGGCGGAACUCCACGAAGCGGUUAACACGUGGCCUAAGGGCUACGAAACGCAAGUAGGCGAGCGUGGUCUCAAACUCUCGGGCGGUGAGAAACAGAGGGUCGCGAUCGCGCGCGCCAUCCUAAAAGACUCGCCUAUUAUUAUAUUCGAUGAGGCAACGUCUAGUCUGGAUUCUCUUACUGAACAUGCCAUACUCCAAGCACUAAAAGCUGCUACCGUCGGCAGGACAUCCAUAUGCAUCGCGCACCGAUUGUCCACAGUGGCGGACGCGGACGAAAUACUAGUUCUGGAAAAUGGCGGCAUUUCCGAAAGGGGGGACCACAAUUCCCUUAUUGGCAAUAAAUCCUCACUGUAUUAUAGGCUAUGGGAGAAACAGAAUAGAGAUGCGCUCCCCACUUAAAUGGAAUUGGUGUAUCCCCAACCAACAUUGGAUCAAAUUUUUCGUCUGACAGCUGAUAUUCCAAAAAAAAAACAGCAAGAUUAAAACGAACGCUCACCAAA
Pararge aegeria (speckled wood butterfly) is the source of this 2258-nucleotide messenger RNA. It is a transcript of the gene ABCB7, whose product is annotated as ATP-binding cassette sub-family B member 7, mitochondrial. Gene Ontology annotation, biological process: intracellular iron ion homeostasis; transmembrane transport. The transcript has 14 exons. Gene Ontology annotation, cellular component: mitochondrial inner membrane. Bases 1 to 2157 code for a protein of 718 amino acids. The record is from RefSeq and is a predicted model, not a curated record. NCBI's taxonomy places the organism in Eukaryota, Metazoa, Arthropoda, Insecta, Lepidoptera, Nymphalidae. Gene Ontology annotation, molecular function: ABC-type transporter activity; ATP binding; ATP hydrolysis activity.